AUGAACAAAGGAACAAUUUGCAAGCAUCUGAAAGCUCCACAGACACCGAAGAAAAAAACAGGCAUGAUGAUGAAUAGUUGCAUAAGAUUAUUUGCUCUGCUACUUACAAUUUCUCUGACUCAUGCCAGUGGUGUAGUUGGCAGCACCGGAGGAGCCGCUAGUCUAGCAAGAAGAAACGUUGGUGUUCAACUUAUUGGUGGUACUGGAAUAUCCGCUACUCUGACUGGAAGUGGUGCUAGUCAAUCAAUCACACUCAGUAUCAAUGCAUACCUCAGAUUGAUAUACUAUGUAUCCGCUCUUGAAAAAGUUUGCUACAAUGCUAUCCAAGGGGGUUGGAUGCCUAGCGGAUUAAUCGGUGGUCUUGGUUCUGGAUUCACUGGUCAAUUGGGUGGUGGAAUUGCCGGACAGUUAGGAGGGUUUGGAGGUCUUGGUUCUGGAUUCACUGGUCAAUUGGGUGGUGGAAUUGCCGGACAGUUAGGAGGGUUUGGAGGUCUUGGUUCUGGAUUCACUGGUCAAUUGGGUGGUGGAAUUGCCGGACAGUUAGGAGGGUUUGGAGGUCUUGGUUCUGGAUUCACUGGUCAAUUUGGUGGUGGAAUUGCCGGGCAGUUAGGAGGGUUUGGAGGUCUUGGUGUGGGAGGAUUAACAGGAAGUUUGGGUGGUGGAAUAUCUGGUGGAUUCGGCAGUGGGUUUGCUGGUAGAACUAGUGGAUUUGGAAGUUCAAGUCUCUCAGGUUCCCUUCAAGGAAAUUUAAGAGCUGGAAUAGGUAGUGGGGCAAUUGCAAAAGGUAUGAAUAUGAACCUGGGAUUAUCAAACAUUUAA
Messenger RNA from Mytilus trossulus (common blue mussel), 819 nucleotides. RefSeq lists its product as uncharacterized. Bases 1 to 819 code for a protein of 272 amino acids. NCBI's taxonomy places the organism in Eukaryota, Metazoa, Mollusca, Bivalvia, Mytilida, Mytilidae. The record is from RefSeq and is a predicted model, not a curated record. The transcript is spliced from 4 exons.